Molecule: messenger RNA, 546 nt
Organism: Cutaneotrichosporon oleaginosum
Lineage: Eukaryota; Fungi; Basidiomycota; Tremellomycetes; Trichosporonales; Trichosporonaceae
Source: RefSeq, a predicted model, not a curated record
AUGUCUAUCCCUCGGGCUACUUACGACCCCCGCCGCGUGUUCCGCUUCGCGCUGCCCAAGCUCGACAUCGGGCCCAAGGCUCGCGAGGUGGGCACGUACAUCUCUGGUGCACUGUUCACCGCCUCGUACUUCCUCAUGAUUGAUGCGGGCACACUGUCCAAGUACGGCAAGAUCCCGUCCGAUAACGAGGUGCACAUUGCAUUUGUGGACUGGGUGCCUGCGAUCUGCUCGACGCUCGGCUUCCUCGUCACCUCGAUGCUCGACAAAACCCACCUUCGCAGCGCGUUUAGCGGAGACUCGUGGGGCACCGACGGGCCGGCGGCGUACCGCGCCCGCAUUGUCCUCUUCAUCGGCGUCGCGCUUAUGGCUGGCGGUCUCGCCGGCAGUCUGACAGUGCUCAUCCUCAAGUACCUUCAGUCGAAUCCGGACUACAUCUACUUUGGCAUUGCGAAUGUCGGGAUGAACGCGGGCGUCAUGCUGUCCGCCAUGGUCCUCUGGGUGUCGCAGAGCGGCAGCGACGAGUACGAGUACCAGCUUACAGUCUAG